AUGUCUUCUCCACAGACCACCUCGUCUCCCUCGUCCAGCCGCCUUGGACCUCCUCCCAUCGCAAACCCCAGCGCCGGUACAAAGUCGCUCAAGCGCAAGCGACCCUCGCUUCAUUCACAGCAGCAGCAGCAGCAGCAGCGGCAACGACAGCGCAUCGUCGCCUCAUCGUCCGACUUUGAAGCCGACGACCACGGCCCAGCUUCCACCUCGGCCGCCUCCUCAACAGCCCAACUUCAGCGGCCACCACACCAGCCAAGCUCGCAUCGCCCAACGAGCCGCACCGCGGCACCCCGUUCACCACCUUCUCUACCCUCCAGCCGCACUCCGUCACCGCGCAAGGCGACAAGAAGCACACGCACGCCACACCGCCCCGCUCCACGAUUGGAAAUGAACAACGGCGACGAUCGCGACGCUACCCUUGACAGAGGGUCGGACGGCGGCAACAAGCAGGACAUCAACCAUACGAUGGACCGGCGGCGGGCUAACCGCGAUCGCAGCGAUGACGAUGGCGGAGGCGACGAUGACGCCGACGGUGACGACGACGACGAUGGAGAGUUUGAGCUAGACGAUGAGGCACCGCCAAGUCAGGCCUCGGCGCGGGCGCGGCGCACGCCUUCGAGAAUCGGCGCUGUCAGGUCAAGGCGGGCUCGGGUCAGUGUCAUGAUAGCCGACGACGACGAUGUCGACGAAGAACACGACGCAAUCGAGUGCAACAGACGGCGAGGCUCCUCGCCUCGAAAGUCCAAUAGGAGGCCACGGAGAACGGCAUCAAGGAAGCUGUUGUCCGAGGACGACGAAGGCACCGAGGAUGACGAUGCCCAAGGUGGCGACGACGACGACCGCGUGGCUGGCAGGGCAGCCGGCAUCUCUCCUACAGCUGCAGGGUCUACCACCGCCAAGGAAGAAGAUGAGGUGCAAGAAGAGGAAAUGGACGAAGAGGCGAAGAGAGCGGCGCAAGCCAAGAGGGAGGAAGACGAGCUGGUCACGCGGUGGACCGAAGAGUACUUUGAGAUUGUCGAGCAGCUCCCGCUCGAGAUCCAUCGCUCCCUGGCGCUGUUGAGGGAGCUCGAGUCCCAGAUGACUGCUCGAUUGGCCUCGGUCUCCCACGACGCCAUCGCCUACCGAGAUGCCCGUCUGGCCCUCCAUCAAAACUUGUUGAAUAAGACGGUGCCCGCGGAUCCAAACGGGCGAGCACAGACCGUGCCGCCGAGCCAUGCGGGCUCUGCUGCAUCCGAACCAGCGACGGUGGAAGCACAAGUAACAACGCAGGCCAAGCACGCCACCAAAAACCCUCCCGACGGCGGAACAAAUGGCAACGGCUCAAGCAGCGCAGCAGCGCCAGAGGUCGGUAGCGACGAGGCACAAAAGUCGGGACCGGCUGCAGAUGUUCCGCCGGCGUCGUUACAGGGCGCAGCUUUGCCGCCUUCGUCAACGGCGCCGGCUAGCCCGACCGCUCCGGAGCCAACGCUCUCCAGCGAAUCGCGGAAGUCGCUGCUCCAUCGCAUCUCGCAGUGCGCCUGCGAAGCUGUUCGCGCGGGCGAGGAAAAGGUUGGCCUGGCCAUCACCACCUACGAGUGGAUCGACCGGCAGUGUCGCAGGCUGGACGCCGACCUGAAAAAGAUCGAAUCGAGCCUUGUCCUCGGUCUCCGCACCGGGACCGAGGAGAGCAGGGGCCUACGCGAGGCGCAGGGCCUCGCCACCGAUGGAGGAACGAGAGAAGGCUCGGAGGCAGAGGAAGAGGCGGGCCAAGAGGCGGGAGAAGGGAUGGGCAGCCCUGCGGAAGAAGGCCCGGUGGACGAUGCCGAGGUAGCCGCGGUCAAGAGUAACACAGUGACUCCGCGGCUCGGUGGCGACGCCGUCCUCCUCGCCGAGGAAGCGGCCGCCGACGGCGGGCUGACCCGGAAAAGGGCGAGACGGAGCUCGGGAGCCGCUGGUGCCCCCUCCAUUCCACAUGGAGAACCAGCAGCUUCCGCCGUCGAGGAAUCGGUCACCCGAACACGGGCUGGCGGUCGUCGCCGCACCGUCUCCCAGGCCUCGGCGACCAAGCUGAGCGAUAGGGCCGUGUCUCCUACCGCAGCGUCAACCCAGGCGAAACCGAAGGGCCGACAAGCGGCGCUGCCAGAGACAACCUCGAUCGUGCCGGGACACGAAGCGAUGGCCAUCGACCCCAACGAGCCGCGCUACUGCUACUGCGACCAGCCCUCGUUUGACGAGAUGGUGGCCUGCGACAACGACGACUGCCCGCGCGAGUGGUUCCACUACGGCUGCGUCGGGCUCACGGCCUCGCCAAAGGGCAAGUGGUAUUGUCGCUUCUGCGCGCCGCCCAACUGGAAGGGCCCCGGCACAGACGUGCCGCCUGGAGCCAGAUUUCGGCCACAUGGGUACAAGAGCAAGAAGAGGAAGGGAUGA
Molecule: messenger RNA, 2409 nt
Organism: Pseudozyma flocculosa PF-1
Lineage: Eukaryota; Fungi; Basidiomycota; Ustilaginomycetes; Ustilaginales; Ustilaginaceae
Exons: 2
Coding region: 1-2409 (802 amino acids)
Biological process (GO): regulation of DNA-templated transcription
Cellular component (GO): nucleus
Source: RefSeq, a predicted model, not a curated record